Messenger RNA from Ziziphus jujuba (common jujube), 1206 nucleotides. Its product is annotated as proteasome subunit alpha type-4. Gene Ontology annotation, biological process: ubiquitin-dependent protein catabolic process. NCBI's taxonomy places the organism in Eukaryota, Viridiplantae, Streptophyta, Magnoliopsida, Rosales, Rhamnaceae. Gene Ontology annotation, cellular component: cytosol; proteasome core complex, alpha-subunit complex; proteasome core complex. The transcript has 2 exons. Bases 178 to 930 code for a protein of 250 amino acids. The record is from RefSeq and is a predicted model, not a curated record.
AGUCCCCGAUCUCUCUCUCUUUCUCUCCUUUCUUUCUCACUAGUAUUCUCUUUGUACCUGUUUGUUUCCUCUGUCUCUCUCCGCCUACACUCCGGUGCCUCCGAUCUCUCUCUCUCUCUCUCUCUCUCUCUCUCUCUCUCUUAAUUGCCUAGCUUGCCUCCGUGUCAGUGAUAUACAAUGUCUCGAAGGUACGAUAGCCGCACUACUAUUUUUUCCCCAGAAGGUCGUCUCUACCAAGUUGAAUAUGCCAUGGAGGCCAUUGGUAAUGCAGGAACUGCAAUUGGUAUAUUGUCAAAAGAUGGAGUAGUGCUUGUUGGUGAAAAGAAGGUCACUUCAAAACUGCUUCAGACCUCUACAUCAACUGAGAAGAUGUACAAGAUUGAUGACCAUGUAGCGUGUGCUGUGGCAGGGAUUAUGUCUGAUGCCAACAUACUUAUCAACACAGCUAGGGUCCAAGCUCAGCGCUAUACAUACGCUUACCAAGAACCAAUGCCUGUUGAACAGCUUGUCCAAUCUCUCUGUGACACCAAACAAGGCUACACACAGUUUGGUGGGCUCCGUCCAUUUGGUGUUUCAUUUUUGUUUGCAGGUUGGGACAAAAACUUUGGUUUUCAGCUUUACACCAGUGAUCCGAGUGGAAACUAUGGUGGCUGGAAGGCUGCAGCAAUUGGUGCAAACAACCAAGCAGCACAGUCAAUGCUGAAGCAGGACUACAAGGAUGAACUCACAAGGGAAGAGGCCGUUCAGCUUGCGCUUAAGGUCCUAAGUAAGACAAUGGACAGCACCAGCCUUACUUCAGAGAAGCUUGAAUUGGCUGAGGUCUUCCUUUUGCCAUCUGGUAAUGUGAAGUACCAGGUCUGCUCACCCGAGUCCCUUAGCAAACUGUUGGUGAAGUUUGGUGUGACACAACCUCCUGCAGAGACCUCUUAAGUCAUUGUAUUCUGAUUUUUAUGUUUCAUUUGUUGUGACCUUUUGCUGGAGGCAUGAUGAAUACUUGCUCUGAUAAGAUUGUUCAUUUCGUUAAAAGCAAGGGAAUUUUAUGUCCAAUAUUUGAAUUGAUAGUUAAGCUUUGACGAAUUUGGAUGAGUAGAUGCUUAAUUCACUUCUGUUUAAUCAGUUGGCAUCAUAAUAUUUGUGAAUCCAGAUUGGAAGCUUGGGAAUGACUCGUGUCUUUCCAUAAAUUACCAUCAUUCCUUAUUUUCGUAA